UCUUCUCAAACAUGGUCGCGCCGGGAUUUGUGUUUGGGCUCGUGCUGCCGUUACUCCUGCGGGCCGACGCAAGUGCAGAUGUUGGUUUUCGCUUUGCUUCCUACAUCGAUAAUUACAUGGUUCUGCAGCAGGAGCCGGCAGGGGCAGUGAUUUGGGGCUAUGGAGUAUCCGGAGCCACAGUGGCAGUGACUCUGUGCCAAGAUCAGGAAACCAUCAUGAAGAAAGUGACCAGUGUGAAAGCACACUCUAAUAGCUGGAUGGUGGUACUGGAUCCUGUGAAGCCUGGUGGACCUUAUGAAGUGAUGGCACAGCAGAUUCUUGGGAGGAGGAACUUCACCCUGAGAAUUCAUGAUGUCUUAUUUGGAGAUGUCUGGCUUUGCAGUGGGCAAAGUAACAUGCAGAUGACUGUUUCACAGAUAUUUAAUGCCACAAGCGAGCUGUCGAACACAGCUGCCUAUCAGUCUGUCCACAUCCUCUCCGUGUCUCUCAACCAGGCUCAGCAGGAGCUGGAGGACCUUGCCGAGGUUGAUUUGCGGUGGUCCAAGCCCACCUUGGAAAACUUGGGCCAUGGCAAUUUCACGUACAUGUCAGCAGUGUGCUGGCUCUUUGGGCGUUACCUGCAUGACACUCUGCGGUAUCCCGUGGGGCUGCUCUCCUCCUCGUGGGCCGGGACACCCAUUGAAGCCUGGUCGUCUGGAAGGUCACUGAAAGCCUGUGGGGUCCCGAGGCAAGGGUUCAUGCCAUCUGAUCUGGAAACUGGUCCCAGUGAAUACUCCGUUCUCUGGAAUGCCAUGAUCCAUCCGCUCCGUAAUAUGACUCUGAAAGGGGUGAUAUGGUACCAGGGGGAGUCCAAUGUAAACUUUAACAGGGACCUGUACAAUUGUACGUUCCCUGCACUCGUUGAAGACUGGCGCCAAACCUUCCACGAUGGCUCCCAGGGGCAGACAGAGCGCUUCUUCCCAUUUGGAUUUGUCCAGUUAUCUUCAUAUUUUUCUGGUGCAACCCCAAAUGAUGGACUUCCCCAGAUCCGUUGGCAUCAAACAGCAGACUUUGGCUAUGUCCCCAACCUAAGGAUGCCCAACACUUUCAUGGCCGUAGCUAUGGAUCUCUGUGAUAGGAAUUCGCCUUUUGGCAGCACACACCCUCGAGAUAAGCAGACGGUGGCCUACAGGCUGCACUUGGGGGCCCGUGCCGUGGCUUAUGGGGCGAAGUUGACCUUUCAAGGACCACUGCCUCAGAAGAUAGAACUCCUGGGCGACAUGGGGCUGCUCAACCUCACAUAUUCCCAGCCAGUCCAGGUGCAGAGGCACAACAAGAUAUUUGAGAUCUCCUGUUGCAGUGACCAUCAGUGCAAGUGGCUUCCAGCUCCCAUGGACACUUUCUCCGCCCAGACGCUGGCCCUGAAUGUCAAGUCUUGUCGUGACAGCCUGGCUGCUGUUCGCUAUGCGUGGACCGCGUGGCCUUGUGAAUAUAAGCAGUGUCCCCUGUACCACCCCACCAGUGCCCUGCCAGCCCCUCCCUUCACUGCUUUCAUUACAAACCAGAUUCCCAGAAAGAAACCAGAAUCGUGUGCAGGCAUUUUGGGAGGCGCUAAGGGACGGCCUCAAGGAGGGAAGAGAAAGGCGAGGUGGAGCAGCCCGUGGGGAGGCCAUGUGACCGCAGAGGUCACUGAGAAGCAAAUAGAGAUAUCAGGCUCUUUAAAGGGUCCUUUUGUUCCUUCCCAUUCCAGCCAGCCCUGGUACCGGGCUGGGUGGGCAGCGAAGCAUCCCACAAGGCACCGUGGAAUUGUACUGGCUGGGAUUAGGUGUUGUGGUAUGCCUCUACCUUAAUGCUGUAAGUAGAGUCCAAAAAAUUCAGUUAUACAGAAUGCAGAGUUACAUCAUUACAUGACUAACGAACUGUUGGGGUGAGUCUGUUACGGAGGAUGGGAACCAAUCACGUUCUAUCUAAAUGUGUGUUAUCAUGUGGUUUAGCUAAAAGCACAUUCUCCAAUAAGGAGCCACAAAGGGAAUGUAGGAAGGGUUAGAGAGGAUUUUUUUGAUCCCCUUGUGAAAUGUGAAAAAGAUGCACAGUGGGCCUGGGACUGGACCUUGCAGCUUGGGGAUAAGCAGGAUUUGAUUGUGGUGACGCUGCCAUGAAAAUAAAGCAGCAGCUGGUUGUCGGGGCUGCGACUUAGUAUUCACUGACCUAGAUCAGAAUCAAGGGUGCAAGGUUGUCAGAAUCUUACUACCUUCCUCAUGAGUCAGCAGCCAUCUCUCCCUCCGGUUUACAAAGGACUUAAGUUUACCUCAGGCAGAGCUAAGCCAGAAGAUUAUAUCGAUUACAACAAGAUGAAAAUAAGCAGAACUGUCAAGAAAAAUUUAUUACUAAAAAUAAAGCAGCUGAAGUUUUUCCCAGGAAAGCUGUCACCAUGGGAACCUCCACGACAAAAUGUGUUAAUUUACUAUCUUCUUCACUUCUUCACUUGAGUCGCUGCCUUCUUCCAUAUAGUCUUAAGUUUUAGUUUAAGUUAAAAAAUCCAUCCUGAUGAAAAUGAUGUGGUUAUCGAUCCCUUCCUGUUCAAUCUGAAGACUGAGCUGGGCUACACUGCGACGGAGCCUUCAGGUGCCGUAGGUGAGUAUCUACCAGGGGUUCAUGUGUCAGGAACAUGGGUUGAUAAGAAGACACAAAGGCUGUAGGCUGAAGCUCUGGGAGGUCCAAGGAUCCUGGAGAAAAAAAGUUCCUUAAGUUCCAUUGCUGCCUGGGAAUCUCAGGAGACUGGCUUGAUCAGACACAUACAUGUCCUUUUAAUUCUUUCAACUCUUUUGCAUCUGUCAGCCCAGUUUUGCCCUUGUUUGGUAAGACAGGACAGAUAUUUACUUUUACAAUGAAGAAAACUGUGGCUGAAAUACAGCAAGUGGUACUGGAAAAAUUGGACAGCCAUAUGUAAAUCAGUGAAGUUACAACACACCCUCACACCACAUACAAAAAUAAACUCAAAAUGGCUUUAAGACUUAUUAUAAGACAUGACACCAUAAAACUCCUAGAAGAGAACAUAGGCAAAACAUUCUCGGACAUAAAUUGUACCAAUGUUUUCUUAGGUCAGUCUCCCAAGGCAAUAGAAAUGAAAGCAAAAAUAAACAAAUGGGACCUAAUCAAACAUAAGUUUUUGCACAGCAAAGGAAACCAUAAACAAAAUGAAAAGACAACCUACGGACUGGGAGAAAAUAUUUGCAAAUGAUGCGACUGACAAGGGCUUAGGUUCCAAAAUAUACAAACAGCUCAUACCACUCAAAAACAAAAAAACAACCCAAUCAAAAAAUGGGCUGAAGACCUAAAUAGACAUUUCUCCAAAGAAGACAUACAGAUGGCCAAGAGGCACAUGAAAAGAUGCUCAACAUCACUUAUCAUUAGAGAAAUUCAAAUCAAAACUACAAUGAGGUAUCACCUCACACCAGUCAGAAUGGAUCAUCAAAAAAUCUACAAACAAUAAAUAAUGGAGAGGAUAUGGAAAAAAGGGAACCCUCUUGCACUGUUGGGGGAAUGUAAAUUGAUACAGCCACUAUGGAGAACAGUAUGGAGGUUCCUUAAAAAACUAAAACUAGAGUUACCAUAUGACCCAGCAAUCCCACUCCUGGGCAUUUACCCAGACAAAACUAUAAUCCGAAAAGACACAUGCACCCCUAUGUUUAUAGCAGCACUAUUUACAAUAGCCAAGCCAUUGACAGAUGAAUUAAUAAAGAAGAUGUAGUAUAUACACAUACACACACACAGAGGAGUAUUAGCCAUAAAAAAGAAUGAAAUAAUGCCAUUUGCAGCAACAUGGAUG
Molecule: messenger RNA, 3808 nt
Organism: Eubalaena glacialis (North Atlantic right whale)
Lineage: Eukaryota; Metazoa; Chordata; Mammalia; Artiodactyla; Balaenidae
Gene: SIAE
Product: sialic acid acetylesterase
Exons: 12
Coding region: 12-1829 (605 amino acids)
Biological process (GO): carbohydrate metabolic process
Molecular function (GO): sialate O-acetylesterase activity
Source: RefSeq, a predicted model, not a curated record